Aspergillus eucalypticola CBS 122712 is the source of this 643-nucleotide messenger RNA. RefSeq lists its product as uncharacterized. The transcript is spliced from 2 exons. Bases 101 to 643 code for a protein of 180 amino acids. NCBI's taxonomy places the organism in Eukaryota, Fungi, Ascomycota, Eurotiomycetes, Eurotiales, Aspergillaceae. The record is from RefSeq and is a predicted model, not a curated record.
CAACAAACCAAUUCACACUCACCAGCCCACAAAGCCUCAAUUCUACUUUCACUACAUUUCCAUCAUCCUAUACCCCCAAAGCCACUCACACAUCAACACAAUGGCCGCUCCCGCUUCCAAGACCAUCUACGACCUUAACGGUUCCUGGACUGCUAACAACACCCUCUCCGAGUCCUCAGCCGACAUCCUCAAAGUCCAGGGCGUGAACUGGCUGACCCGCAAGGUCAUUGCCAUGGCCCACGUGACUCUGAUCAUCAGCCAGAGCACGGACGAGACCGGCAACAUCCACCUCGACAUCGAGAACAAGCCCAGCGGCGGCCUCCCCGCCACCCAGGAGAAGCGUGUCCUGAACUGGGAGCCCGUGGAGCUCACCCACGGCCUCUUCGGCAACAUCCGCGGUCGCUCCCGCAUCUGCAAGCUCGCCGAUCUCGACGACGACUACCUCCGCCAGGGUUGGGAGGACGGAACCGAGGAGGUCAUGCACUUCAAGACUGAGCACCUCGACUCCAAGGGCGUCAUCACCCAGCAGGUCGCUGGCUUCAUUGUCAUUGGCGGCACUCGCUACCACGCUCGGCGGGUCCUCGUCACCAAGGAUGAUGGUGAGAGGCUCGAGGCUAAGCUUGUUUAUGACUACCAGGGUUAG